AAUUUUAAAGAGUUGAAGAAUUGUAUUGAUUACCUUUAUAUGGAAAUACAAAUGUUGAACAGUGGUUGAAACAAAUAUGUUUCAAGAUUAUAAUUAUUAAACACACCGAGAGGUUCAACAUAAGUGUACAUGAAAGUAGACGGUUUGUAAUAUAUCAACACACAAUUUAUAUACUAGUGCACAUAGUAUCAGAUAAAACACAGGAACAUAUUACUAACUUACUAAGUUAUUGGAGAAAAAUAACCAUUAUUGAACAUAUUUGAAGAGAUUUUACACUAAAUUGGUUAUAUUGGAACAGCGGAAAUCCUCUGAAAAUUGGAUUAUAAAUUUAUACAUUGAAGUAUGUCUAAUGAAAAUACUGUAUUUAAUAAGAUAGGCGAGACAAAUAACAAUUUGGUUAUUGUUAUAAUAUAUAAUCCGACUAUGGCAGAGGCAUCAUUAAAAUCUGUGUUAAAUAAUCUAUAAAUGCGCUUAUUAUGUUAAGAUUGGGGUAAGCAUAUAGAAAAAUAAACGAAAUAAGGGAUAAAUAAACGAAACAAAAGUGAAAGUAUAAAAGAAUAGUUCAUUACAUAGCAGCAUUGUAUGAAGUUGUAAUACAGCAGCGAACAAAGUUUUGUUUCGGAAGAUAAAGGAUACUUCUUUAUGAAAGAAGAAUUGUACAAAGCUAGGUGAACGAGAUAAUGAGUAUCGUUUGGAUCUGGAACAUGGCAUGUUUCAUGAUGGAUAUAAUAUCUUACUUUAUGUCCUGUUUUAGAGUGGGGCAUUCUGACGAUGGAGAAAAUGAAGACAGGAAAAAGAGACAAAAACAUGACCAAGAUUAUUUUAAGAGCUAUGCCGGUAUUUGUGUGCACGAGGAGAUGUUAAGUGACACUGUGAGAACAAAUGCAUACAGAUAUGCAAUAUUGAAGAACUACGAGAAAAUUCGAGGGAAGAUUGUUGCAGAUAUUGGUGCUGGAACCGGUAUUUUGUCAGUAUUCUGUGUUCAAGCUGGUGCUAAAAAAGAGGCCAGUGAUAUGGCUAAGCAAACUCAGGCAAAUGUAGACGAAAAAAAAUGUCAGACAGAAUUGAGUUCUUUCUCCGUUAUGCGACAAAAUGUCCAGGCUCAUGCUGUACAAGUCUGUCGACUGAAUCUAAAUACAGCAACUAAAGAUUACCUUCAGAAUGUAAAGAAAGAGUUUACAUUCCAUUGUUUUGGUCAAUCUACCAUACAUGGUUUUACUACAUGGUUUGAUGUUGGAUUUCCUGAAAGUAUAACGCUUACCACGUCGCCUUAUGCUGAAGAGACUCAUUGGUCACAGACACUUUUUUAGAUAGAUGAACCAUGUGUUGUGACACUAUACACUGUGAUAAAAGGAAGCAUUUCUAUCAGACCUUAUACAGAUGCACCCAGAUUUCUUGACAUCAGCGUUACAUACACGUAUAAAAUUGGAGAAGGCACAACACAUCGUCAAACAUACUUAAUGAACGACUGUAUCACGUGACAUCAACAGAACUGUGACUAAAGUACAUAUGUGAUAUUAAACAGGGAUAUAACUUAGCACUUUCGUACCUCAGGAAUAUAUUUCUUACAGAAAGGAGCUUAAAUAGCAUGGAAAUAGUGUGACAGGAAGUUCAUCAUGAAUGAAAUGUUCACCAUGUUUAAAAACAUGAAAAUAUAAAAAGUUAAAACAAAUCAAUAUCAAAUAUAUAUCUUAUUUGUAACUUUAUAUACUAGUAUAUCAUGAAUGAAAUGUUUGUCAUGUUACUUUAUAGAAUACGGAAUAAUAAAAACAGUUACAACAAAUCGA
Messenger RNA from Ruditapes philippinarum (Manila clam), 1787 nucleotides. Its product is annotated as protein arginine N-methyltransferase 6-like. The coding region runs from base 681 to 1310 and encodes 209 amino acids. The transcript has 8 exons. NCBI's taxonomy places the organism in Eukaryota, Metazoa, Mollusca, Bivalvia, Venerida, Veneridae. Gene Ontology annotation, molecular function: protein-arginine N-methyltransferase activity. The record is from RefSeq and is a predicted model, not a curated record. Gene Ontology annotation, biological process: peptidyl-arginine methylation.